AUGGAAAUCUCCCCCAACUCCGGCCCCGCCGCCACCGGCGCCGGCGCGGCGACACCCACAACUCCCGCCGCCUCCUCCUCGAACCCAUCCCCCCCGUCCAAUCGCCCCAGCACCACGCUGCGCCUACUCUGCCCCUCCAGCCGCGCCGCCGCCCUCCGCCCCGCGCGCGACCUCCACGUGGAGUACCCGCCCGUGGGGGACGAGGCCGUGCUCUUCGUAUCCGGGACGGAUGCGCCAGCCGCGGCCGUGAGGGUGUGGGAGCGGGUGGUGGGGGUCGACGAAUCGGGGGAGGAGAAAGAGAAGGAGGUCGCCGGCGUGGUGGGCUGCCGGAUGCUGGCGUCCGGGGGCCAGGUGGGGUGCGUGCUGGGGAAGGGAGGCAAGACGGUGGAGCGGAUGCGGCAGGAGAGCGGCGCCCAGAUCAGGGUCUUCCGGAACAGGGAGCAGCUGCCGCCUUGCGCCUUGCAGGGGGACGAGCUCAUCCAUAUAAGUGGGAGCUUUUCUGCAGCAAGGAAAGCACUUUUAUUAGUUUCAACCUGCCUCCAAGAUAAUCCUAGGCCAGACGCAAUCAGUUUUCCGGCUGGAAGAACAUUUGGGCCUCCAGGCAGUGGAUGUCCACCUGGUUUGGAUCCUCAUUCUCAAAGAAGCUAUUUACCACCACAUAUACCUGAUUAUCAUGCAAGGAAUUUUCCAAGCAAUGUUGCUGCCCCUGGUCCUAGAUUCUUUGUUGAACAAGAGGUAAUGUUCAGAAUGAUAUGUUUAAAUGAAAUGGUGGGCAGCAUAAUUGGAAAAGGUGGUGCCACUAUCCGUGCAUUACAGAGUGAAACUGGUGCUUCUGUCAAGGUUAUAGACGCUGUUCCUGAUACAGACGAACGUGUAAUUGUGAUAUCUGCACGUGAGAAUUCUGAGAUGAUGCAUUCCCCAUCUCAGGACGCAUUACUUCGGGUGUAUUCUAGAAUCUCGGAGGUGUCUAUGGAUAAAAGUUCUGGUGUACCUGCUAGGCUUCUUGUUCCAUCACAGCAUAUUGGUUGCCUACUUGGCAAAGGUGGAUACAUUAUUGCAGAGAUGAGGAAAGUAACAGGAGCCAGCAUCCGAAUAUUUGGGAAUGAACAAAUUCCAAGAUGCGCACAAAGAAAUGAUGAGCUGGUUCAGGUCACCGGUAGCUUCCAGUCCAUUCAGGAUGCAUUGCUUCAAAUCACUGGAAGGAUUAGAGAUGUCAUCAUUCCCCCGAAGCCACAUCCUAGUGGAGGCAUGCCUCCAUAUCCACCUGUCGGGAACACAUCUCAUCAACCAGCUCCACCACAUCAUAGUGGAGGCAUGCCUCCCUAUCCUAUGCAUCCUUUCAGACCUCAUCCUCCUAUGGGUCCUUUUGACAUGGUAGAUCAUCGACCACCUGGACCACCUCCCUCGCAUCCAAUGGAACAUAUGGGUGCUGGGCCCUACUCGUAUGGUGGUGAACAAGGAGGUCCUCGUCCUUAUGUUGAGCAACCCUCACAGAGAACCUGGGGUCCUGAGGCACCGCCGACUGACGCUGCAAGAAGCAUGCCUGACAUGGUACCAGCUGUAAAUUUCCAAAAGGGACCAGUGGCGAGCAGUGAAAAUCAAGUGGCUGCACCAACAAGUACAACAACUGAAAUUGUAGUCCCUUGCAAGUACAUAAGUUAUAUCUGUGGCACCAAUGGCAGUGACCUUGCCGAGAUAAAAAAGAUGUCUGGCGCUGUAAUUACAGUUCACGAUGCAAAACCUGGAGAUACAAACACAACAGUUAUUGUAUGUGGGGAUGCUGAACAGACUAAGAAUGCACAGCGCCUGAUUCAUGCGUUCAUCUUUUGUGGUCUCUACCAAACAUGACCCAUGACAGAUAAUGAUCAUGAACUGUAUAUUGUCCAGAGGUUUCCAUCUGGAUCUUUUUUUCCCCUCAUAGGAUGUAUGUACAUUGUACAAUAGUCAUUGGAGUGUAGAUAGAACUGUAUUGAUGUCUGGACGCACAACACCUGUGUAAGUUCUUGAGUUGAUAGCUGGAACAUACCACCAUUGUAAGUUCUUGAGUUGAUAGCUGGACACACAGCACCAAUGUUAGUUCUUGUAUUUGGUUCAAGGAAUUACCAUGGAAUGAUGGAAGGCAUGCCCAGCUCUCUUGUUGUA
Messenger RNA from Lolium rigidum, 2142 nucleotides. RefSeq names its product KH domain-containing protein HEN4-like. The transcript has 7 exons. Bases 1 to 1848 code for a protein of 615 amino acids. Gene Ontology annotation, cellular component: nucleus; cytoplasm. Gene Ontology annotation, biological process: regulation of gene expression. Gene Ontology annotation, molecular function: mRNA binding. NCBI's taxonomy places the organism in Eukaryota, Viridiplantae, Streptophyta, Magnoliopsida, Poales, Poaceae. The record is from RefSeq and is a predicted model, not a curated record.